This is a messenger RNA of Eufriesea mexicana, 1889 nucleotides long. RefSeq names its product PRELI domain containing slowmo (gene slmo). The record is from RefSeq and is a predicted model, not a curated record. NCBI's taxonomy places the organism in Eukaryota, Metazoa, Arthropoda, Insecta, Hymenoptera, Apidae. Bases 100 to 765 code for a protein of 221 amino acids. Gene Ontology annotation, cellular component: mitochondrial intermembrane space. The transcript is spliced from 5 exons.
AGACGCGUUUUGCUGUAUUGGAUUCUAAUGUUUUCGUGUGAUUGUUGAUAGUUUAAAUUAUAGUGUUAACCGUACGUUAGAGUAAAAGAUAUUCUAAAUAUGAGGUUGUGGACGUCUCAUUAUACAUUUGAGCAUCCAUGGGAAACAGUCGUGAAAGCAGCAUGUAGAAAGUAUCCAAAUCCCUUAAAUCCAUCGGUUCUUGGAACCGAUGUCAUCGACAGGAAAGUCAAGGACGGUGUCCUUUAUUCUCACAGAUUGGUGACUACACAAUGGCGUUUUCCUAGAUGGAUAUCACCGUUGUUCGGUCAUCAAGGACCAUACUAUGCCAGCGAAUGGAGCGAAGUUAAUCCAGAAUCGAAAGAAAUGGUGGUGAGAACGAUAAAUAUAAGCUUAGGCACCCACGUUUCGGUCAAUGAAGUAGUCACGUAUGAACCGCAUCCAGAUAAUCCCAAGUCAACGCUUUUAACGCAACAAACAUUCAUUUCUAUCCAAGGAGUGCCGCUCAUCGAUCAUCUAGAGAGGCUACUGACGCUAACCAUGGAACAGAACGCGAAUAAGGGCCGACAAGCAGUGGAAUGGGUCAUCGACAAACUCGACUCGAAAUCCACAGACGACUUGCUUCUCCAUGCGUGUCGUCAGCUGGACGAUAUUACGAAUAUCACGAAACAGGGCAUGGAAGAUAUUCAGAACGCAGCGAAAAAAUCGUUCGAUGAGUUUCAGAAUUUGACAGUACCUCCUCCGACUCAAUCGAUACCAAAGUUAUAACAAAAUGUUUCACGUUAGCUUCAAUCUCUUUAACUAACGCUAUGUAGAUCUUCGAUGGAACGAUUGUAAGUGAAAUAAAACUAUUCGACCAUUUCCCUCGCUAUAUCUCAGUAUCGAUAUUCCAAAGGUACGCAAGGCAGGGAAAGAAUUAGGAAAUUUAUAUGCUACCAUCUAAUAACUAUACAGUCGAUGGUCAUUGUGUAAUAAGUUAUACUAACAAGUGUAUAAGAAACAUAUUGUUUCCAUUAGCUUUUCUCGCAAACACUUAAUCACGUCUUUUAAAGCGUGUUCUCUUGAGAUAUGAACAAGACAAUAAGUGUAGUAGUUUUUUAACGAAUAGAGAUAUAUCAAGGUAUCUUGAACCAGAUUAAUGAAUUAAGGUUUAUUUGAUUCUUUAUAUACGAAUGGAAAAUAAUAUUUGUCAAUCGUUCCGCAGAAGUCGCCUUAGUGAAAGAGAUGUAGCUGGAGUAAGUAACGAAAGCGACUAAGGGAAAUGACUGGCAGUAUCACGAUUUGGUCUCAGGGAUCUGUUUCCGGAGACGAGGUUUUUUUAAAAUUUAAAAGCUUACUUUUUUACCGGAAAAGUAUGUUGAAGUGUAACGUGAUAGUAUUUGCAAUGUAAAAUAUGAUACGUAUCGUCUAUGAAGUUCAAUAUCUGCAUAUUUUAUCAGAGUCUUACGUGUAUAGCUUUAAUUUUUCCUUGUAUCUAAUCGUGUAGAAAGCUUCACUUCGUGUACACAUUUAUAAGCGCGUGCUUCGUGGAUAUUCUUUUCCUCGUAUUUAACGUGAAUUUUCUUCGUCGUGUUUGAUUCGUGUUAAACGUCGAAUCAGCAAAAUUCCUCUCUUCCGUAAUUGACAAGCAAAACAUAUCGAUGUGUUAUUUAUCCACGUCAUUAUCUUCACUCGAGAUUUGCGCUGCAGUUGCAACGAUAGUCACAUAAUUUAGCGAAUAUGCCAGAUUCAUAUUAUAAACAGACGUAACAAAGUCGAUAUUUUCAACCAUGUAACGCUUAUAUCGUAGAUAUUUAUAUCAAUUGUUUCAAUUCCGAGCGUAGGUUUACCUGUUCCGAUAUUGUCGAAUCGGAGAUUAGAGAAGGUGAAAUAUAUAUCUAUUUUUAAAGCAA